AUGACUUUGAACAAGUUCUGCUUUGAGUUUCAGCUUUUUGUGGGGGCUCUGGAGAGUGAGUUUGUGUCGUGCCAGCUGCACCAGUGGAUCGACCUGAUCUUUGGCUACAAGCAGCAGGGUCCUGAGGCCACCAGGUCUCUCAACGUCUUCUACUACCUGACCUAUGAAGGGACCAUCAACCUCAGCUCCAUCACCGACCCCAUGCUCAGAGAGGCUGUGGAGGCACAGAUCAGGAGUUUUGGACAGACCCCAUGUCAGCUGCUCAUCGAGCCACACCCACCAAGGAGCUCCGCCAUGCAG
Messenger RNA from Oncorhynchus masou masou (cherry salmon), 300 nucleotides. RefSeq names its product lipopolysaccharide-responsive and beige-like anchor protein. Gene Ontology annotation, biological process: intracellular protein localization. Lineage: Eukaryota; Metazoa; Chordata; Actinopteri; Salmoniformes; Salmonidae. Gene Ontology annotation, molecular function: protein kinase binding. The annotation marks the transcript as partial. The transcript is spliced from 3 exons. Gene Ontology annotation, cellular component: membrane; cytosol. The record is from RefSeq and is a predicted model, not a curated record.